Molecule: messenger RNA, 751 nt
Organism: Cuscuta campestris
Lineage: Eukaryota; Viridiplantae; Streptophyta; Magnoliopsida; Solanales; Convolvulaceae
Source: the annotation of a GenBank genome assembly
GAUACUCCCAAGGUCCAUUAGACCUCACCCACACUAAUCAUCCUCAUCGUCUUCUUCCCCGAAAAGCUCCAAAAUCUGAGAAGAGGCGGCUGCUCCUUAUAUAUAUAAACCCAAUUUCUGCUCGCCGGAGGGAUACCGACGAUGGCUGAUCGGAAAGAUAACGUCGACUAUCUGUUGGCUCUUCUGAAGCGAGAUAUUCGCCAGCCGUCAUCUGCUGGUAGUUAUAUUGACGUCGAGGAGACGGAGGAGGAGGAGGAAGAAUACGACGAUUAUGACGACGGCUAUGAUAACAGGACGGAUGCGGAGGACGACGGGAAGGCGGAAUUGGCAUGCCCAUUUUGCUCGGAUGACUUUGAUGUUUUAGGUCUGUGCUGUCAUAUUGACAGCGAGCAUCGUCUGGAGACCAAAUCUGGGAUAUGUCCUCUCUGUGCUUCUAGUGUGCGGAUGAACAUGGCUGCACAUGUGAUUUCACAACAUGAGAGUCUCUUGAAGAUAUCCUUCAAUUUCAUCAAUUUUAAACUUUAUUUUAUGAGUGGAUCAGUGAACUGUUUUGCGUAGUACACACAGGUGAUGUCCUAAUGGUGGUGUGCCUAAUUUUGUUCCAAAAAAAAAAAGAAUCUUAUUUGAACAAAAAAAAGUUUAUUUUCAUUCUUUUUUCAUUCUAAGUUUUUUUUGCAUAGAGCCAUCAUACUAUCUUGCAUGACACACUUUAUAUGCACAAUUGGGAGAGAAAUAAGAGUGAGAAUGGAGG